AUGGCUGGAACACUUUCGAAUCUGUCGAAGCUUUCAAUCCAAGAUGGGGAGGAAGCUAACGAAAUAAGCCCGGUAGAGAAUAGUGUGAUAAUUGAGGAUGCAGACUGGCUUGAGGUGCCGGAGGAGAUUAGUUUUCAGUUGUGUCCGGUUUGGAUGUACCUUCGGAUUAGGGUAAGGAUUGAUGUUAAUCUUCCAUUGAAGGAGGGUACAACGAUUACUACGCCGCACAGGGAUAUUGAGUUUUCUGGUUAUCUGCGUGCCGAGAUACCAGACCUCAAGCCAAGGCAUUUCCAUAUCGGAGUCAGUAGCUUGAAGACAGGUAGCUUGGGUGGUGCAAGUGGCAGCCGCUGUUUGCCUGCAACAACUACUUCUGUGACCUCUCGGCCUCAGGCGUUCCGGAAGCAUUUUGGGCCUUUAAAUAUGAGUUCGGGUUCUAAGCAAGGUGGGCCUGUGGACAUGGGUGUGGAUAAAAGAUGGAUGCUAGAUCCUGUUUCAAAUGAGGCUAAUGGGCAUAAACGUUCUAAGCCCACUUUAGUUGAUGAUUUUGGGCCUGAUGUAUACUCCACUCUAGUAGCAGGACAGAAGUCGCAGUUUGCUAUGAGUGAGCUAUCUUCUUCUCCUCUUUUUAUCUUCGGCAAUGGUGCUACUUUAGAAGCAAAGUCAGUUCGGAAGUGGCGUAAGAUGGCAAGGGUUUUGUCGAAACGAGAGACACAUCGUAGGAAUGAGUCCUGGCACUUACUUCGAACCCUUAAUGUUAAAUCGUCGUUGCCAUGGUUGUGUGCUAGCGAUUUUAAUGAAAUUUUGUGCAGUGAUGAGAAGGUAGAUGGGGCAAUUGAUCCUUCUCUCCAAAUGGAUGAGUUUCGAGAGCAUAAAUUGAAUGCCAAAAGCAAGGAGUAUGAUGCUGUGUAUAAGGAGGGUACGGAUGAUACUCUUUUUAAUCAGUGCAAAAGUGAGUUGGAUGAUCUGAUUAAGCAGGAAGAAGUAAUGUGGCGGGAGAGAUCAAAAGCGUUUUGGUUGAGGGAAGGUGAUAGAAACACGGGUUAUUUUCACUCAGUGGCAACAACUCGGAGAAGAAGGAACAAUAUAUCUAGCAUUGAAGAUGCCGGUGUGGAUUGGAAAACUAGUGAUGCUGAUAUUGAAAAGGCGAAUAUGGUGCCCGAUCCUGAUGGGUUUUCCCCUUCUUUUUUCCAGAAGUGUUGGCAUAUCGUAGGUACGGAUGUUGUGCGUUUUGAACUUGACUUCCUGAAUAAUGGGGUUGAUCUGCCCGAUGUAAAUCACACAAAUAUCGUCUUGAUCCCUAAAGUUGAUAAUCCAGGGACGAUGAGGGACUAUCGGCCUAUAACUUUGUGCAAUGUGAUUUUCAAAAUUGUUUCUAAAGCUAUUGCGAAUCGUCUCAAAUUGGUGCUUCCUAGUGUGAUUGGGGAGAGUCAGAGUCCACGGGAGGAGGAAAGCAGUAGGCGGCGGAGAGACAAAAGGGAAACAUUAAUAAUAAUACUAUUAUAG
Molecule: messenger RNA, 1503 nt
Organism: Corchorus capsularis
Lineage: Eukaryota; Viridiplantae; Streptophyta; Magnoliopsida; Malvales; Malvaceae
Source: the annotation of a GenBank genome assembly